Messenger RNA from Carcharodon carcharias (great white shark), 678 nucleotides. RefSeq names its product EEF1A lysine methyltransferase 3-like. Gene Ontology annotation, biological process: peptidyl-lysine methylation. The transcript is spliced from 3 exons. Gene Ontology annotation, cellular component: cytosol; cytoplasm. The coding region runs from base 1 to 678 and encodes 225 amino acids. Gene Ontology annotation, molecular function: protein-lysine N-methyltransferase activity. The record is from RefSeq and is a predicted model, not a curated record. Lineage: Eukaryota; Metazoa; Chordata; Chondrichthyes; Lamniformes; Lamnidae.
AUGCCAAAACUGAUGCAAAGAGUCUCUUAUAAGUUUAUCCAAGAGGACGAUGACUUCACGAGGAAAGAAUACUAUGAAACGUGUGGUUUCCAUCUUGAAAUUGGUGUGAAUCCAUUAUCUGAUCUCGGAUUUGGAACUAUAGUCUGGGAAGCUGCUCUUGCUCUGUGUCAGUACUUUGAGAAAGAGGAAAUCAGAUUUUGGAAUAAGAAAGUGAUUGAACUUGGAGCAGGCACUGGAAUUUUGAGCAUUGUUACUGCCCUUCUAGGUGGAGAUGUCACCAUUACAGACAAACCGGAGCUGCUCAAGCAAAUAGAACGGAAUGUGUCGUUCAAUCUCUCUCCUUCCUUUAAACAUCACGUCAAAAUCCGUGCCCUCGCCUGGGGCUGUGACCACAUCCUGUUCCCCUCAGACUAUGACUAUAUCCUGGGUUCGGAUAUCCUGUACUUUUACGAAAACAUUCCUUUAAUUCUAGAUACUCUUUUACACCUCAGCAAUGAAAAGACCAUCAUUUAUUUCGGCUCCAGGAUGUUGUACAGCCGGCCAUUGAUCAGCAACGGUUAUCUGAUCCUGUCUCAGUAUUUUGAAACUGAGCUUGUUUGCAGAUAUAAAGCCAGCGAUGUCAACAUAUACAGAAUGACUCGCAAAACUCCUACUCCUGGAGGCCUCCUCCAUUGGUAG